AUGGCCGCUUCUCAAGCUUCAGUUCCUCCAUCGCCGAGGCUGGAGGACUAUGAGAUUGGACCGCUCCUCGGACGAGGCGCUUGCGGCGAGGUCCGGCUCGCCUCGCGGCGGCCGGACGCGGCAGCGAGUUGCGGCGCGGUGCAGCGGUGCGCCGUCAAGGUGAUACCGCAAGGCAAGCCUUCAUCUGCACGGGACGUCAUGUGUGAGGUGGAGAUGCUUCGGCGGUGCUCGCACCCUCACAUCCUGCGGCUUCUCUCUGUCUGCGAGGACGGGCCCAACCUUUGCCUGCUCCUCGAGUUUUGCGCGGGUCCGGACCUGCAGCGGCUGCUCGACCUGCGUGGUGCGCUCCUUGAGGAUGAGGCGAAGCGGAUCUUUUCGCAGGUCUGCGCCGCACUCUGCCACCUCCGCGAGCGGCGCAUCGUCCAUCGCGACGUCAAGCCGGCCAACGUAGCGCUCAAAGCUGCACUGCCCGACGACCGCAGCUCGUCGCUCUCGCGCUGCAUCACAAAACUGCUCGACUUUGGCUUCGCUCGCGUGAUCGAUGUCGCGGUGGCCUCCCCCAGGGCGAGGAGGUGGGGCAAGCGGCGCGGCGACCGCUCCGUGCACGGAAUCGAUUCCGGGUCAAAGCACGGCGGCUCCAACUACGGCGGCUCGAAGCACGGCGGCUCCAACUAUGGCGGCUCGAAGCACGGCGGAUCCGAGUGCGGAUCCACGCACGGCGGCGAGACGACGGUGGAGCUCGAGAUGGACGGCUCGCUCGUGAGGAUGACGCCGCUCGGGACGCGCCACUGGGCGGAGCCGCGGCUGCAGGCGGCGGGCCUGGGCGGCGGCGUCGGCGCGGACGGGCGGCUCGUCAUGAGCCUCGACGAGGCGCUCCAGCUCGACACCUUCUCCCUCUCGCGGCUGCUGCGCUACAUGCUCACAGGCGCGACCAUCAUGGAGGCGCUCGAGGCGCAGGGCAUGGCGGGCUGCGGCUGUGCGGCCGCCCUGGUCGGCAGGCGGCCGCCGGCGAGGCGCGUGGUGCGCGAGCUGAGCGAGGUGAGCCCCGAGGCGCGGGAGGUGCUCGGCGCCCUGUCCCGCGGGGCGGCCGAGCGCGCCUCCGUCUUCGAGGCGUGCCGACACCGCUGGAUUGCGGACGAGAGCGUGCACGGGCGCGCGCGGGGGUAUACGAGCGACGAAGGAGCGGAGAAGUAG
Messenger RNA from Emiliania huxleyi CCMP1516, 1194 nucleotides. RefSeq lists its product as hypothetical. Gene Ontology annotation, molecular function: ATP binding; protein serine/threonine kinase activity. Gene Ontology annotation, biological process: protein phosphorylation. The transcript is spliced from 4 exons. Gene Ontology annotation, cellular component: cytoplasm. The record is from RefSeq and is a predicted model, not a curated record. The coding region runs from base 1 to 1194 and encodes 397 amino acids. NCBI's taxonomy places the organism in Eukaryota, Haptophyta, Isochrysidales, Noelaerhabdaceae.